CUCAGUCAAAAUGAGCCGAGUAUUUGUGGCACAGCUCAGUCUGCAGCCGCUCACUUCCUGUUCACUUCAGUCUCACCAGCAACAUCAUGGCCGUGCGGCGAAAAGACAGCUUCCUCUGGGGAAAAGUUGAGAGAAGACAGCACCUGAGCAGCCAUCACAGCUCAGAGUCCCUGGAUAAUACACAGAAGCUUAAGGUCACCAUCGACGUAGAAGAUAAAAAUGUGUCGAGGAGUCGGAAAUUUCUGCAUGGGAAAAAGAAAUUCAACAUGGAUCCGAAAAAGGGCAUACGGUACCUGGUGGACAGUGGGCUGCUGGAGUGGAGACCUGAACCUGUGGCUGAAUUUCUCUAUAAAGAAGAAGGACUCAACAAAACGGCCAUCGGAAACUUCUUAGGAGAGAGAGAGGAAAUGCAUCUGGCGGUGCUCAGAGCUUUUGUGACGCUGCACGAAUUCUCCGACUUGAAUCUAGUGCAGGCUUUGAGGCAGUUUCUGUGGAGUUUCCGUCUCCCUGGAGAAGCUCAGAAAAUCGACAGAAUGAUGGAGGCUUUCGCUACUCGCUACUGCCUCUGUAACCCCGGAGUCUUCCAAUCUACCGAUACGUGUUACAUCUUGUCCUUCUCCAUCAUCAUGCUCAACACCAGCCUCCACAACCCCAGCGUCCGAGACAAACCCAGUCUGCAGUACUUCAUCUCCAUGAACAGAGGCAUCAACCACGGAGAGGACCUGCCCACCGCCCUGCUCUCGAAGUUGUACGCGAGCAUCCGUAGUGAGCCAUUCAAAAUUCCAGAGGAUGAUGGGAAUGACCUCACGUUGACCUUUUUUAACCCCGACAGAGAAGGCUGGCUGCUCAAGAUCGGAGGAAGAGUAAAAACAUGGAAACGGCGAUGGUUCAUUUUGACAGACAGCUGCUUGUACUACUUCAAAUACACAACCGACAAAGACCCCAUCGGGAUCAUCCCAUUGGAAAACCUGUGUGUGCGAGAGCUGCAGGACUCCAGUAAACCGUUUUGUCUGGAGUUGUUCAGCCCCAAAGCUCAGAAGGUGAAGGCGUGUAAGACGGAGCACAGAGGCCGGGUGGUCCAGGGCAAACAUCAGUCCUACAAACUCAGUGCCUCCAGCGCAGAGGAGCGAGAGGCCUGGGUCACCGCCAUCAGGGCCAGCAUCACCAAGGACCCAUUUUAUGACAUGGUCUCAAUUCGGAAAAGAAAAGUCAUCAACCACACGCCAUCUUGAGGAGAGCUUAUGGAGUCUAUUUCCACCUCCCCACGCGCAGAUUUAAAUGACAAGCUGAAUGACUCUUUAUAUAAGCCUCAAGUGUCAAGAUAAUUAUACAGUAUGCACUUUUCACUCCCGACCAUUUCAUAUGCUCUCCUGUGUUUGGCUGUCACUCCAAUAAGAUGUUUUAUUUUUGCUUUUUCAAAUCACAGGAACUCAUAUUGUAAAUUUUGUUGUUGAUUACUGCCGAACUGUGCAGAAACAGGACUAAACCAGGACUUACAUAGGUCUAGACCUGGACUAAACUAGACCUAACCUAGGAAUAAACUAGAGCUAACUCAGGAGGACUAUCCCAGGACUAAACCAGGUCUAACAAAGGACUCAACCAGGGCUAAACCAGGACUAAACCAGAACUAUACCAGAACUAAAAUAGGUCUAAACCAGGACUAAACUAGACUUAACCUAGGAAUAAACUAGAUCUAACUCAGGACUAAAACAGGACUAACCCAGGACUGAACCAGGACUAAACCAGGUCUAACAAAGGACUCAAACAGGACUAAACCAGGACAAACCCAAGGAUAAACCAAACCUAACUCAAAGUUUAAACAGGAAUAAAUCAGAAAUAAACCAGGUCUAAUCCUGGAUUAAACCAGGUGUAAACCAGACCUAAAGCAGGUCUAACAAAGGACUAAACCAGGUCUGAACCAGGACUAAAUCAGGUCUAAUGAAGGACUCAACCAGGGCUAAACCAGGACUAACUCAAGAAUAAACCAGACCUAACUCAAAGCUUAAACAGGACUAAACCAAUACUAAAAUAGGUCAAAACCAAGACUAAACUACACCUAGCCUAGGAAUAAGUUAGACCUAACUCAGGACUAAAAUAGGACUAACCCAGGACUAAACCAGGUCUAACUCAAAGCUAAAACAAGACUAAAAAUUAAGAAAUAAACCAGGUCUAAUCCAGGACUAAACCAGAUCUAAACCAAGCCUAAAGCAGGUCUAACAAAGGACUAAACCAGGUCUGAAACAGGGUUAGGUUUAGGUCUAAAGUACCACAACUAGAUGCUACUGCAGAUAUGGGAAAACCCCUCACGAGCUGUACAAACCAGACCUAAACCAAGUCUAGAUCAGGACAAAACAAGGUCUAAUCUAAGACUAACUCAGGACUGAACCGGGUCUAAUCCAGGUCUAACCCAAGCAGAACUAAACCAGGACUAACUCAGGACUGAACCAGAUCUAACCAAGGACUAAUUCGGGUCUAAACCAAAACUAAACUAGGACUAAACCAUGUCUACCAGCAAACUAAACAAGGACUAAAACAGGACUAACCUCUAUUAUUUCUAACCCAGGUCUAAAUCAGGUCUAAUCCAGGUCUAACCCAAGCAGAACCAGGACUAAACCAGGACUAACCAGGACUGAACACAGAUAUUGCAGACUGGGAAAGCUGUACUUUUUGGAGACUGCUGUCUGUCCGUUGUUUUGCCCUGAAACUGCAUCCAGCCUCUUCCUCAUCAAAUAAAACUUCAAAUAUUGCGUCUUUUCACAUCAGCCUUGUACUGUGUUUGCCUGUACAAAACCUGCUUUAUUUUAUUGCUUAAACAACAUUUCACCAUGUCUAUGUACCUCAU
Molecule: messenger RNA, 2842 nt
Organism: Boleophthalmus pectinirostris (great blue-spotted mudskipper)
Lineage: Eukaryota; Metazoa; Chordata; Actinopteri; Gobiiformes; Gobiidae
Product: cytohesin-4-like
Exons: 13
Coding region: 87-1232 (381 amino acids)
Biological process (GO): regulation of ARF protein signal transduction
Molecular function (GO): guanyl-nucleotide exchange factor activity
Source: RefSeq, a predicted model, not a curated record